This is a messenger RNA of Cyclospora cayetanensis, 705 nucleotides long. RefSeq lists its product as uncharacterized. The transcript is spliced from 5 exons. Lineage: Eukaryota; Apicomplexa; Conoidasida; Eucoccidiorida; Eimeriidae. The record is from RefSeq and is a predicted model, not a curated record. The coding region runs from base 1 to 705 and encodes 234 amino acids.
AUGAAGCCCCAGGGCGAGUGGGCCUUUGUCAAGCCUGACAAGGAGGCGUUGGCCAAGGAGAAGACUCUCGAAUCCUUGCAGACAGAAGAUGUGAUGUUUCCCGCCGGUAAACUUGAAUAUGCCGGCACCAACGUCGUUAAGGAGACAAUCAAAGCAACCGAAGACGUCGUCAAAGAGAUGAGGACAUGGCUUAAGACAGGCAUAGCUCCCGACGGCACGCGAAUGAUGACUGAUGAGGCAUCGCAGUGGUAUCAAGAUUUUUAUCAAGCUACGGUGCAGGCUGAUGCAGAGCACGAGUGCCUGCCCGAGGGCUCUCUGGUGGAUUACUACUAUUGGAAUGCUCCCUACCUGGCGCAUAUUGGCAACAUCAACCUUGUUAUGAUGCACUCACAAGUGAACCUGCGUGAUGGUACUCACCUACCAUGUGAUCGCCUGCGCGAGUCGACAAAGGCAAUGAAAAACUUGGAGCGGAUGGCGAACAAGCGUUUGUCUGCUCAGCUGAGAGACCGAAACGCCUUUGUGGACACAGCUAUGGGGCCAGCCCACAGGGGUCACCCUCUAAGGAAGGAAGGACUAUACACUCGGUACUUCUGGUCUCCGUUGCAUCAGCGCACAAUCGAAGAAAUGAAGGGAAGGUUCCCCGAGAGGAUUCCAACAGUUGUUCAUGAGGCACGAGAACACACACCGUCAGAGGCAUCGAGUUGA